This is a messenger RNA of Cherax quadricarinatus, 3149 nucleotides long. Its product is annotated as neural cell adhesion molecule 2. Gene Ontology annotation, molecular function: protein binding. Lineage: Eukaryota; Metazoa; Arthropoda; Malacostraca; Decapoda; Parastacidae. The record is from RefSeq and is a predicted model, not a curated record.
AUGAAUAUACCUUAUAAAACUCUCAUCUCUCUCCCUGACAGCUAUGACGCCCGGGGAGAGAACGGACUCUACCAGCCAGACAAGGUUCUCCGCAACCGAGGCACCUUCGAAACCAGUUCCUCCCCAGCAAGGCUCAUCCUCAGCCCAGUGGAGGCCAAAGACCAGGGUAUCUACACCUGUAGAGUCGACUUUCUCUCCUCCCCCACCCACAAUACAGUGGUCAACCUUACAGUCAUUGAACCACCGGAGAAGCUGGUCAUUUAUAACGGUGACGGUGUUGUCGUCAGACGUAAAAUCGGCCCUGUCAACGAAGGCACUCCUCUGACCCUUUCCUGCGUCGUCAUGGGAGGUCGGCCGCCCCCCUCAGUGACCUGGUGGUCAGAAAGGGUCCUGGAGGAGCGAAACUUCGAGGUCACAAGAGAAGGCCAUGUCCGCUCUGACCUAAAGUUGGCUGAAGUGACCCGUGCACAUCAUCUUAAAACCUACACUUGCCAGGCGCAGAACAACAACCAGCAGAAGUUGAUGGAGGAGGUCACGAUAGACAUGAAUUUGAGGCCACUCAGCGUGCGGAUCAAAGUACCUGAAGAUCCCCUUAUAGCGGGCCGUCACUACACCUUUACCUGUGAGUCUCUGGGAUCCAAGCCACCCGCAGUCAUCAAGUGGAUUGAGGAGACGGGCGAAGUCGAAGGCUCACGAACGCACACGAGGUCGAGUCCAGGAGAGAUCACCACAGGCUCCCUGACGCUGGUGCCUACACAGAACGACCAUAGCAGAGUGCUCAAGUGUCAAGCCAGCAACCCCUCGGUGCCCGGAAGUGCUAUCUCCGAUUCGGUGCAACUUAAUGUACAAUAUGCCCCGGUGGUAGUACUGGAGAUGGGCAGGAACCUGGUGCCCACCUCCAUCAAGCAAGGUGAUGAUGUCUACUUCGAGUGUCGGGUCACAGCCAACCCUCAGCCGUACAAAGUGAGCUGGGAGAAAGAUAGUGAAGAGGUGAGGCACAACCAGACGGCUGGGGUGAUUCUGAGUGGCAACAGCCUGGUACUGCAGCAGGUAGAGAGGUCGAGUGCAGGAGAAUACACCUGCUCUGCCACAAACACUCAGGGAACCCAGCUCUCCAAUCCCGUCCGACUCGACAUAAUGUACCCUCCCGAGUGUAUGGUGGACAAGCCUACAGUAUUGGCAGUGGGUCGUGGCGAGAGGGUCAACAUCUCCUGCAGGGUAGCCAGCAAUCCCCCCAGGGCCACUUUCCACUGGCGUCUCAACGGGUCAGAGAGAACCUACACCUCUAAGGGUGAGCCACUACCCUGGGGACACUUGGCGUCUCACUACACCUUCGUCGGCGCCUCAGACAAGGACUACGGCAUGCUUCACUGCUGGGCCAACAACUCCAUAGGCGUCCAGGACAACCCAUGCAUUUUCCAAAUCAUUCCUGCCGGUCCCCCGUCCUCGCCCGAGAACUGCGAAAUCAUCAACAACACGGCCGAGAACAUCGAAGUGCUGUGUGAGAGGGGCUUCGACGGAGGGAUGCCGCAACUCUUUCUGGCGGAGGUGUACGAUGAGCCAGGCUCCCUACACCUCAACAGGUCGUCGGAAGAGCCCCAGUUCUCCGUGGAGCCGCUGCAGCCAGGCACAACCUACACCAUCCGUAUCUCAGCUUUCAACGAUAAGGGCAGAUCGCCCCCCGUCUCGCUCACUGCGGUCACGCUCAAAGUGGCCGAGCAGAGAGUCGGUGAAAACAAGUCUCUUCUGUAUUCGCCUCUCAUCAUCAUCUUCCUUAGCAUCGUGGGCGUGUUUCUCACACUCAUCCUCAUCCUCAUCAUCGUCACUCGCUGGAGGAAAAGCUAUUCCUCCACUUCGACGUCCUCCUCCACAGCGGCUGUAGCCCCGUCCACCGACCCAGCUCAGGAAGAACCCGCUGAAGACCGCAACAGGAAGGAGGAGACCCAACCACAGAAAACGAAGCCGAAGAAGAAAGUGGUGGUUAUAGAGAACGGGACGAAGGAUAAGAUCGGCCUCGGGGAUGUGUCUGUUGAUGUAACCUCCUCCAAAGAUGCAUUACUGGGGCGCCACACUGACUUGCAGACGCUGGCCAAUGGCUCUGCCGGUUACUACAACAGUCUAGGCAAGACCUCCUUUCCUUCCACCGUUCCGUCCUCUUCCUCUUGCACUCUUCCCCGGUCUCAGAGGACCUCCACUGCCCCCGCCACUACCUCCUCAUCCUCCUACUCUCCCUCUGGCGCACUACCCAUCAACCACUCUUCUCUCACCGCCGCAAAUAACGCCGCCACCGCCGCCGCUGCUGCUAUUAGUUUAGCAGGGGAAAGUUACACUCCGUACGCACGCUAUUCCGAGACACUACCCAGGAAUUACGGUAGAGGAACGAGGGACUUCGAUGGGUAUCAUAGCGAGGCGUACAGAGGAGGUGGGGAUGGUAGUCUGAUUGCUAGUGGGGGCUAUCGAAGAAGCAACAGUGGCAACCUCGGCCCAGAUAGCUAUCGUGGGAGUAUCACUUUUGCCAGUGAGAGUUAUCUAAGCGAUGAAGGAAGCAUUCUGAGCGACGGAUAUCGUAGUGUUGUUGGAGGUCAGGGAAGAGGAGGAGGAGGAGGAGGGGGAAGAAUGCUGGGAGAUAGCUAUCGUUGUGGCGGCGGCGUUGGUGGCAGCAGUGGUGCUAACACUGAACACGAUACAUAUCAGGUAGGAGGCAGUGUUGAUUGUGGUGAGCCAUAUCGCGUUAGUGGGAGCGUUGGAGUGGUGGAGACCACAUAUCGCACUGGCGCCGUUGACAGUAGCAGUAGUGGUGGUGGCGGUGGUGGUUGUAGGGGACGAAGUGGAAAGGACAAGUACCACUUACUGGAGGACCUGAAAAAUAACCCCAAAUAUGUGGUACGGACUCGGGGUGGUGAAACCAGUGACGAAAGCUUUGUGUAAACCUUGUUGAAGAUUAGUGAUGAUGAUGAUAAUGGUGAUUAUGAUAGUGAGUGUACGUUUUUCUCUUGAACUUUGUGACAAAUCUUGAACAAAAUAAUAGUUCCACCAGAGAAUCUGCUUAAGAAAACUGAGCAUUUUAAUUUUUAACAAUUUAUGAGUUAAAGCGAGAUAAUAGACUAAACUCCAUAACUCAACACUGACGAGACUCUUUCUUAUAACAA